Molecule: messenger RNA, 4262 nt
Organism: Solea solea (common sole)
Lineage: Eukaryota; Metazoa; Chordata; Actinopteri; Pleuronectiformes; Soleidae
Gene: arhgap42a
Product: Rho GTPase activating protein 42a
Exons: 24
Coding region: 397-3237 (946 amino acids)
Biological process (GO): signal transduction
Cellular component (GO): cytoplasm
Molecular function (GO): GTPase activator activity; protein binding
Source: RefSeq, a predicted model, not a curated record
GCGCGAGAGCUUCGUCCAAACCUCAGCGACGCGUGGACUUUUACUUUUAGACUAAAUCUCUUCAACACACUCGAAGCUACUUUGCUUUAUUUAUCAUAUUUGUACUUUCAUUUAAAAACGGGCGCGCGCGUGUGUGCGCGUGCAUAUGUAUGUGUAGCCUAGCCAAAACUCUCCCUGUGUGUGUGUGUGAGAGACAGAGAGUCCCAGUGUCCGGAAGUUGUGAGGGACAAAAGUGAGAAAGGCGUGAAAAGAAAAGAAGGAGCUGCAUGAAACUUGAUGUUUUAAACAGGAGAGAAGAUUCGUCGUUAUUCGUCACCGUGUACCGCGCGCGUGUGUGUGUGUACCGUGUACUGUGUACCGUGUACUGUGUACCGUGUACCGUGUAUUAAUUCAUCGAUGGGUCUGCCGACGCUGGAGUUCAGUGAUUCUUUCCUGGACAGUCCUGAGUUCAGAGACAGACUUCAGUGUCAUGAGAUCGAGCUGGAGCGAACCAACAGGUUCAUCAAAGACCUGAUUAAAGAUGGAAACAUGCUCAUAUCUGCACUCACGAGUCUGUCUCUUGCUGUUCAGCGCUUCUCUCAGUCUCUGCAGGAGUUUCAGUUUGAAUGCAUCGGAGAAGCAGAGACGGACGAUGAAGUCAAUAUAGCUCAGUCAUUAAAGGAGUUCUCACAGCUCCUGAGCACCAUGGAGGAGGAGAGGAAACGACUGAUCCAGAACGCGGACGACGUCCUGAUCUCGCCGCUCGAAAGGUUUCGUAAAGAACAGAUUGGAGCUGUGAAGGAGGGAAAGAAGCAGUUUGACAAGGAGACAGAAAGAUAUUACUCAAUCCUGGAGAAACAUCUCAGCCUCUCCUCCAAAAAGAAGGAGUCACAGCUGCACGAGGCUGACUCACAGAUGAGUAAAGACAGACAGGUGUUCUACGACGCAUCGCUGCAGUACGUCUUCAAGAUCCAAGAAGUGCAGGAGAGGAAGAAGUUUGAAUUUGUAGAACCGCUGCUGGCUUUCCUGCAGGGUUUGUUUACCUUCUACCACGAGGGCUACGAGCUGGCCACAGAGUUUGAACCAUACAAGCAGCAGCUUCAGUUCAACCUGCAGAAUGCUCGCAACAACUUUGAAAGUACGCGAGCUGAGGUUGAGCGUCUGAUGAAGAGGAUUCGAUCGGCAGAAGAAGACUUCAAAGCCCCGAGCUGCUUCACCAUGGAGGGAUAUCUGUAUAUACAGGAGAAACGUCCACUGGGCAGCGUGUGGACGCGUUACUACUGUACGUAUGAGAAAAGCUCCAAGAUGUUCACCAUGAGUAACACAGAAGUGAGACAGGCCAGCAGACAGAACGGCCUUGUGAACACAGCUCCUGACAUGUUCAGACUGCGCUCGUGUGUCAGAAGAAAGACUGAUUCCAUCGACAAGCGAUUCUGCUUCGACAUCGAGGUGGUGGAGAGACACGGUGUCAUCACUCUACAAGCUCAGUCUGAGGCAAACAGGCGGCUGUGGAUGGAGGCGAUGGAUGGAAAGGAACCUAUCUACACUCUUCCUUCUUUACUGAGCAGAAAGGAGGAGACAUUUCUUAAUGAAGCUGGUUUCACCUUCGUAAAGAAGUGCAUUGAGCUGGUGGAGAACAGAGGCCUCACCACGCUGGGACUUUACAGGACGGGAGGAGUGAACUCUAAAGUGCAGCGGCUGAUGACGAGCGUGUUUGCGUCCACAGCUCCUGCUGACGUCCAGCUGGACGCGGACGCCUGGGACAACAAGACCAUCACCAGUGGACUGAAGAAUUAUUUCAGGUGUCUGGCAGAACCAGUGCUGACCUACAGACUUCACAAAGAGUUCAUCAAAGCUGCGAGAUACGACGAGCACAAGCACAGAGUGAGAGCCGUUCACGCGCUGGUUCACAAACUGCCAGAGAAAAACCGAGCGAUGUUGGACGUCCUCAGCCGUCACCUCCUCCAAGUUUCCUCUCACAGUGAGCAGAACCUGAUGACCGUGUCAAACCUCGCCAUGAUCUUUGGUCCCACACUGAUGAGGUCACAGGAAGAGACGGUGGCCGCCAUGAUGAACAUCAAGUUCCAGAACAUCGUGGUGGAAAUUAUUAUUGAAAACCACGACAAGAUCUUCAGUGAAGCUCCGGACGCGUCGCUGCCGUUACCUCAGGCUCCGUCGUCACGAGCGACUCCUCGCAGGAGCAAAGCCAUCUGUCUGUCCUCAGGGAAGAGGAAAGCUCGUCUGUAUCCUCCGGCUCUGUGCCUCGCCGACAACGACAGCGACACAUUCAGUAGCAGCCCAAGCACAACUCCAAUGGGCAGCCGCGAGUCUCUGUCCUCUCACUCGUCAGAGAAGAACGGAUUGUCUCAAACGUCUCCUCCAUCGUCUCCUGCUGCUGAGCCCAGCUCACCCUCCACAGCUCCUGCUUUUCCUCCUGCAGCCUCCUCCUCCUCCUCCUCCUGCUCCCACUCUGUGAAGGAGAAGGAUCAGAAACAGCGAGCAGACGUUUCUGCCUCUCCUCGUCUCAAUCCUUCCUCUUCCUCCGUGUCCUCCGUGUCCUCUGUGUCCUCUUUACGCAAAGAAAACUCCACUGCCUCCUUAUUGUCGGUUGAAGAGCCAAGAUCUCCGUCCAGAGCGUCCACGUCCACCACCUCUACCCAGCAUGCAUCAGUGGGGCAGGCGUCGUCUCUCAGGAGCGUUCAGUCCAGCGGUGUCUCCACAGUCACAGACUCCACCUCGCCCUCGCGGCAGCGCAGGCCUUACAGGAGCGCCUCCUCCUCCUCGUCCUCCUCCUCUUCAUUGUUUCCGUACCAGAUCUCCACGUCGUCCUCGCUCACCUCCCUUCACAUCUCUGAGGAUUACCGGAGUUGUCAUGGAUCGGUUCAGAGUCUGAUGUCUCUGGAUCCCCACGCACACACACACACACACACACGCAAAGCUUCACACGUGCGCCGUGGCUCUGACGUGACUGCCAAACACUCAGCAGCCACAAGCAAUGGAUACCAGAGACCUGGAUCAGUAUUAUCGGUGACUGGAGCGCAGAGGGAGAGUUCAGUCUUCUCCUCAGCGUUAGACAUUUGCUCCUCAGGACGUGAGGCAAAGGCUCUUUAUUCAUGUGAGGCAGAGCACAGCCAUGAGCUCAGCUUUCCACAGGGGGCGCUGUUCACAAAUGUUUACCCGUCUGUGGAGCCCGGCUGGCUUCAGGCCACGUACAGCGGUAAAACCGGCCUCGUACCUGAAAACUACAUCAGCUACUGAUGACAUCAUCAGCUACACCUGAUGACAUCAUCAGCUACACCUGAUGACAUCAUCAGCUACACCUGAUGACAUCAUGAUGAGAGUGAGGAUCAGACGUAGAUGUUAGGAUGUAACUUGUAUAACAUUAACUCAGUGCUGCUGAUCAUAGACGUAAUAUAUUUAACCUGUGAUUGAACAGUUAGUACGUCAGACACUGUGAUGAUCCUGUGAUGAUCAUGUGAUGAUCCUGUGAUUAUCAUGUGAUGAUCCUGUGAUGAUCAUGUGAUGAUCCUGUGAUUAUCAUGUGAUGAUCCUGUGAUUAUCAUGUGAUGAUCAUGUGAUGAUCCUGUGAUUAUCAUGGGAUUAUCAUGUGAUGAUCCUGUGAUGAUCAUGUGAUGAUCCUGUGAUGAUCCUGUGAUUAUCAUGUGAUUAUCAUGUGAUGAUCAUGUGAUGAUCCUGUGAUUAUCAUGUGAUUAUCAUGUGAUUAUCCUGUGAUGAUCAUGUGAUGAUCCUGUGAUUAUCAUGUGAUGAUCCUGUGAUUAUCAUGUGAUUAUCAUGUGAUGAUCAUGUGAUGAUCCUGUGAUUAUCAUGGGAUUAUCAUGUGAUGAUCCUGUGAUGAUCAUGUGAUGAUCCUGUGAUGAUCAUGUGAUGAUCCUGUGAUUAUCAUGUGAUGAUCCUGUGAUGAUCCUGUGAUUAUCAUGUGAUUAUCAUGUGAUGAUCAUGUGAUGAUCCUGUGAUUAUCAUGUGAUUAUCCUGUGAUGAUCAUGUGAUUAUCCUGUGAUGAUCAUGUGAUUAUCAUGUGAUGAUCAUGUGAUGAUCCUGUGAUGAUCAAGUGAUUAUCAUGUGACGAUCAUGUGAUGAUCUUAACCAUGUCAUGUGUUAUUAAGCUCCUCUUUAGUGUCUUAUGUUCUGACACGCGUGUGUUCGGUCCAUGUGAACAUACAUGUGUGUGUACACGUGACUCAUGUGAACAGUGAUCGUUUAUGUGUGUAAUGAGCAGUUUCAACAUCACUGCCUUGUUUUCUGAAUAAAAGACUAUUUUCUUA